AUGGCCUAUCCUAGGGGAUGGCGGCUUUCAUAUCACAAACAGCUCGGCAACAGUUCUCAGCAAUCCAUUUGUGUGAUUUUGGAGCGACGAGAUAAACAGGAAUUCCUUCGAUUCGAUGCCGGUGCAAUUACGGAACUAAAUUUAUACGAUUUUUCCCUCAUUAAGGAUCAGAUUGUUAAGAUUGCCGAUUUCAAGAAGCUGUUAUCCUCUGGAGCAUUUUAUUUUGCCAAGGAUCUUUCAACGGGUCUGUCAUAUGAUAUAACAAGAAGUGCACAAAGCCAUUUUCGCUUGUCCAACGUGGGUUAUAAGAUAUCGGACUCCUAUGAUCAGCGCUUUCUCUGGAACCGCGGCCUAAUGUCUUUGUUCUUCCAGCAAAGAGUCUCUCCUUCCAAGUGGGUUUAUCCUGUCAUUUGUGGCAGUUUCGGCGUUUCUACACUCUACGCCGGUUUGCAACGUGCGCAGAUCGGUGUGGUCUCACGCCUCUCUACUAUGCGUCCUGGCACGCGCUUCAACGUUCGAGGCGUUGAUGACAACGGCUAUGUUGCAAAUUUCGUUGAAACUGAAGUUUUCAUCUCUGUUGACAAGCAAGUCUUAAGUCAUGUCCAAAUACGAGGAACGGUGCCGCUGUUUUGGGAGCAGCCAGGUUUGCAGGUGGGCUCACACAAAAUAAAGAUUUUCCGUUUUGUUGAGACCUCCCUGCAAGCCUUCAAUCGGCAUUUUGCUGAAAUCCUCUCGCGUUACUCUAACACAGUCAUUUUAAAUCUCAUGGGCUCAAAGGAUGGGGAGGGCAAUCUCUCUCGUCAGUAUAAAGAGCACUGGAAUGUCUGCGAUUAUCGGACAAAAAUAAAAUACAUUCACUUCGACUACCACGCAUGCGUAAAUUCAAAGAGCCUAGAGGGUGUUCAAUCCUUGCUCUCCUCACUGAAAAAUUGUCUCGAUGACUAUGGCUACUACCACGUGGAUGGGACAGAGGUGAGGCGCCUUCAAAUUGGCGUGGUGAGAACGAAUUGUGUCGAUUGUUCAGAUCGAACUAAUAUAGUCCAGACCAUGAUUUCCACCAUGCUGCUUACCUCGCAUUUUCUCAAGGCGAUGAAUCUCCUCUCGUCUACAGGCAAUCACACGGAGCGACACGCUCAAGAGAUUUUUCGAUCCCUAUGGCUGGAGAAUGGCGACAACGUGAGUCGAAUAUACACAGGAACGGGUGCAUUGCGUAGCGACAGGUCAAAACUGCGGAAUGCACAACGCAGUGCUGCACGCACUAUCAAAAACAACUUCUUUGAUAGUGCCAAACAGGAGGCCAUGGUUUCAGUGCUCAACUGCUCCAGUCUUGUUGGGUGGCAACGUCUGGUGGCUUGCCAAUUUCUUCCACCGAGACUGCACUUCCUACCGCAGUCGGUUUUACAAAAUAUUCUCGACCGAAACGCCGAAUUUACACGCCGUGAACGGCUAAAGGUCUUCAUCGGCACCUGGAAUGUUAAUGGUGGACGAAACGUGCGAUCUCUGGCUCACUGGGAUAAUAACCUUUCUGACUGGCUGCUGGAGAGCCGCCAUAACUACACCGGUUUUCGGAACCCCUACGUUGAGUCGGAGGCCUUUACUCGCCCUACGGAUAUCUUCGUAGUGGGUUUUGAGGAGAUCAUCGAUUUGAAUGCAAGUAACGUGGUGGCAAACAAACAGAGUUCGGAGAACCAGCAGUACUGGGGCACCACACUGCAGACUCUCUUUGACCAGGCCUCGGAGACAGGUGAACCCUACGUCCUCCUCUGCACUACCCAACUCGUUGGUGUGUGCAUCUUUGUCUUCCUUCGUCUUGGCCUCUGUGAAUACGUUCGUGGAUUGGCCUCCGCCUCUGUGAAGACUGGAUUGCAUGCCAAAGCUGGCAAUAAGGGUGCUGUUGCUGUGAGGUUCCAGAUCGGUGCAACCUCGUUGUGUUUCUGCUGUUCCCACCUCACCGCUGGCCAAUCAGCUUACCGCGAGCGCAAUGCCGAGGUUCUUGACAUCUCUCAGCGCCUCACUUUGGCGCCGGACAAGCGUAGCGUCCUCUCGCAUGACUACGUCUUCUGGUUCGGUGACCUUAACUACCGCAUUAAUCGGCCCAAUGAGGAGGUGAAGUCAUUGGUCACCCGCGCUGCAUGGUCGGAGCUUCAAUACAGCGACCAGCUCUUGGUGCAGCGCAAGGCGGAUGCAGUGUUUAAGGGCUUUAAUGAAGGUCCGUUGUGCUUCGCGCCCACAUAUAAGUACGACCUCUUUUGUGAUGACUACGACACCUCCGAGAAAGCACGCUCUCCCUCUUGGACGGAUCGCGUGCUCUGGCGGCGGGCUAACAUUGCCUUCAAGAAGUCCUCUUGCAAUAACGAAUCAGAUGAGCAGAUGCUUCUCAAAAAUUUGCUAGUCUACUACAGGGCGGAGAUUAAGACUAGCGAUCAUCGACCUGUUGCUGCCGUCUUCGAUAUCGACAUUCAAGUCGUGGAACCAACAAAACGUCGUCAAGUUAUUGAAGAGGAGCUUCUCGCCGCAGGACCCGGUGAUGCUACGGUUCGUAUCAAUUGGAUAUGCGGAGACACUACAGUCACAGCCGACGCCAUUCAUCAAGCCAUUGUGGAGUUGGCCGGCUCUGCGGGCACCAUAAUUCUCACGCGUCCUCAAUGUAAUAACCAACUCCUUCUCACUUUCUCCUCGCCUCCUGAGGCUGUAGAGGCAGUCCGAUGUCUGAAUGGCAACAAGGUGUCAGUGGAGACAUCACGUCAAAAGAUCGUCCUCUCAGUUUGUCUCAACUCGACACCGCGCCUCCUAAUGAAGGAUAGUAACGGAAUAUCACACAGCCUUGAGGGCGUCUUGAGUGGAUCGCGAGUUCUGGACGAUCCAACCCGCGAGUGGCUGGAGGAGAUGCGGCAGCUGGUGGACGAGGCAGACGAGGAAUACCUGCGCACCCAUGGGCCUAGUCCUGAGCAUGCGGUAUUCCAGCCCACCGUCAGUCUGGCUCAUUUACGUCGCAAGGAGAAUGUCGCUGCAGAUGAGGUGCGUCGUCAGCGAAUUGUUAGCAUCCUUUCCAAUGAGGAUCAGGCCCUCAUUAACCUCUGGGAUGAUGAGGAUGAGGAGGCAUCUGCUGCCAUGUCAUCGAUAAUGGUGAGAUUGACGGAACAGAAGGAAAAAUGUGAUGUCUUUCAUUCCGCCGUUUCACCUCCUGUACCCCCACGACCGCCUCCUCCUGCUCCCGCGGUGCACCUGCCAGAUCUGUCAAUGUUAAAAGAGCUACUGCCUCCAAAACCGCUUCUUCACCCGGUGCAUAGUUGCAUUGACCUUCUCAGUGAACUGGACGACAGUGAGUACGCUACAACAAGUGGUCAAUUCCCUACAUCAACUCUGCAACCGCUGCCUCCAACUAUGGGAUUUGUGAGUCCCAUGUCGGCAAGUGUAUCACCACAGCACACAUCCCAGCUACCGCCGCCUCCACCACCGAAACGUCUUCCGCCUCGGCCGCCACCUCAACUACAUCCUUCGUCUCUUAAUGCCUUGCCACAACAUCUCGUCGAUUUGUCCGAACGAGGAAACUUUUGUGAUGUUGAAUUGGAUGCAAAAGCUCCUAGGUCCUUGACUCUGACACGGUUUGGUUGUAGCCGUGUCACUUUGAAAUUUGACAUUUUCUGUCGAGCCACUCGUCAGGAUCUCUGUGCUGAAGCCUUGGGAGCUCGAAAGGCUCCAAGAGAACAUGUACCCUUAUUUGCACGCAGAAUUCAGAUCACGAAUCUGACAGAACUGGAGCAUGCUUCUCCAGUAACCGCUGCAGAAUCUGUCGGACCAAAGACAUGGAGCACAAUGGAGCCCACGACAUCCGAUCGUGAUGAGGUGAAAGAGAAGGCGUGUUUUUUGGCACUCUCACCGCCGCUGAUGCCAGAACGACUACCUCCACCUCUGCCCGAACGGCCUAGGUUACCCACCUUGCAGCCAAAAUUUAUCCACACGAUCGGCCAUACGCAAGCUCACGAUGAUGUGGCCACUGCUCUUCAACGACGAGAUAGAGAUGAGUAUGAACUGCGCGAUGAACCGGAAUACGAGGAGUACGAACGCCGACGUCGACGUGAAUACGAAGAGCUGUGUCGCCGACGACGUGAUCGAUCCGAAUAG
Molecule: messenger RNA, 4125 nt
Organism: Echinococcus granulosus
Lineage: Eukaryota; Metazoa; Platyhelminthes; Cestoda; Cyclophyllidea; Taeniidae
Product: Synaptojanin-1
Exons: 15
Coding region: 1-4125 (1374 amino acids)
Biological process (GO): phosphatidylinositol dephosphorylation; synaptic vesicle endocytosis
Molecular function (GO): phosphatidylinositol-4,5-bisphosphate 5-phosphatase activity
Source: RefSeq, a predicted model, not a curated record